UGAACAUAUCCGUGCCCGCCACUCGCCGUAGCCGAUACAAUUUUUUUUAUCUAUUCAUUUCUAAUUCUGCGCGGGAAUUCGAAAUUUAAAUAUCGAUUGCGGAAAAUGCAAAUGUGAUAAAAAACAACUUUUUUUAAUUGUAACGUGCCAGUGACAAUUGGAAGUGACCAGUGACUGUUGAUACCAAAGAUAUUUAAUCUGUGAUAUAUUUAUAAAAUUUUCAAGAUGUCUGACAGCUGCACAUUAUGUACUCGCAACUUUAGAAAACACGGAUCUAUGUCGCCUAGAUACGGUUUUCCCCAAAGGCUGUUGGUAGCUCUAUCGGUAUUAGUAAUAUUAGUGAUGUUUGUGAUGCCCGUUGAAGCGCGAUCGAUUGAACACAAGAGGCGGCAUCAACGAAGGCAGCCGGAAGCAAUGGCACAACUAACCAAAGACAUGCGACCGACGAGGCAUCCAACCGUAGAACUAUACAAGAACGCAACUAGAAAGAUUAUGAGGAAGUUAAAGAAUACGAGAAGAUUUUUCAAUCAAGACAGAAAAGAUUUGAACGAAUCUAAAGAGUACAGAGACGGGAUGCCGGAUUGGUUGCCGGCUGUUAACUUUGUUGAUAUACAUUUCCAUGACUAUAAAUCAUCGAGAAAAACUGGCGGAUCUAUUUGGGAGAAAAAGUUCGCCUACCAAAUGCCGAGACUCUACAAAUCGUUAAAAGAAUACUACGAACUGUUUCAAAGACUACGCGACGUCGAAGUUGACUUCCCAGACGAUCCCUUCAAUAGCUACAAGAUCACGCGACAGAAACUCAUUAACGGUUCGAUGCAACGGUUGUACAGCUCCAUUGCAGAGAUAACAGAGAGUAUGACAGCCGUCAACAUGGACAUACCAAACUUCGACAUCAGCAAAAUGAAGCUAGACAAUUUCCCGAUGAAAGUUGACGCGACGCAAUGCCUCAAGAAUGACUACAUCGUGUUCCGAGGUUACGGUAACUUACUCAACAAUUGGUACUACGAGUUCAGAUGUCCGAGAAGCAAGAAGGUAAACAAAAGAUGCGUAGCUUAUGAAGAGAAACUUCAAGAAAAGAAGGAUAGUAGAAGACCCAAGAAUAAAAUGCUCUUUAUGAGUUGAGUGUGAUUACCGUAGGUUUCCACUGCCGAAGUAUCUGUUUAAAAAGUUAUAGCUACCUUUUUUAAAGAGAAUAAGAGUGAUGAUUGUUUUUAGAGAUAUUUCGGCAGUAAAUACGUAUGUUUAUUUGUAAAAAAUCGUACAAACGCCACUUGUGUACUUAUUUAUUUGUUAGUUAAGUGUACGGCUCUCUGUGUAACGUGAGAUAUUGGAUUGCUUGACGAGACAUAUUAUGUUGAUUAAGUUAUGGGUACUUUCUCUGUGAUAUUUAGUAUUCUGUAGAUAAUAAUUGUUAAUUUAUUGAAAGUGCUAGUUUUUAAGACUUGUAAUAAGUUCCUUUUGUCUCUUCGAUGUUUCUUUCCUACUAUAGCUUUCUAUAUUUUCAAAAAUUGAUUUUAACAAUGAUAUUAUAUGCGAUUGUGAUUUUCUCUGACUUAUAUUUACAUCUUUACUAUUUCGGAAGAAGUAUUAAUAAUAUCUAACUCUUAAUCUCAUUAAGUAUUACUAGGAGCAGGCGAUUUAUGCCAUUUUAGCCAAGAAAGACUUUUAGCCUAUUUUAUAAUAUUAAGCUGCUUAUUUAUUUUAACUUUAACUUUAAGUAUAUUUGUAUGAAAACGUGCCGUUUAAUUCAUAAAGAUACUGACGCGAUGUUUAUUUUACCGACAAUGUAAAUGUUUCUGAAGUGAAAUUUUAUAAAAUCGACAGAAAAAUUAAAACAAAUUAUUUUAAAUGCGAAUAAAUUUUAUA
Molecule: messenger RNA, 1866 nt
Organism: Papilio polytes (common Mormon)
Lineage: Eukaryota; Metazoa; Arthropoda; Insecta; Lepidoptera; Papilionidae
Exons: 3
Coding region: 226-1122 (298 amino acids)
Source: RefSeq, a predicted model, not a curated record